This is a messenger RNA of Cladophialophora psammophila CBS 110553, 303 nucleotides long. RefSeq names its product small nuclear ribonucleoprotein D2. Gene Ontology annotation, molecular function: RNA binding. Gene Ontology annotation, cellular component: precatalytic spliceosome; catalytic step 2 spliceosome; U5 snRNP. The record is from RefSeq and is a predicted model, not a curated record. Gene Ontology annotation, biological process: spliceosomal snRNP assembly; RNA splicing. The coding region runs from base 76 to 303 and encodes 75 amino acids. Lineage: Eukaryota; Fungi; Ascomycota; Eurotiomycetes; Chaetothyriales; Herpotrichiellaceae. The transcript has a single exon.
CACCCCAUUUCUAGUGAAUAUGAAGUCUCCCUUGUCGAGGCCCACGAAUUGUCCACGGGCCCACUCUCGAUUCUCAUGACUGCUACCCGCACACACACCCAAGUACUAAUCUCGUGUCGAAACAACCGAAAGCUACUCGCGCGAGUCAAAGCCUUUGACCGCCACUGCAACAUGGUACUGGAGAAUGUGAAGGAGAUGUGGACGGAAAAGGGUAAGGGGGGCGCCAAAGGAGUUAACAAGGACCGGUUCAUCAGCAAAAUGUUUCUGAGGGGAGACAGUGUUAUUUUGGUAUUGUUGAGUUGA